GAAAACACCAAGAGGGCAGAUUUUCUUUGUGAAAAGCUGUAAUGGAGCUGGGGUUUGUGUUCAGCUUUGUGCUUUUCUUCUCAGGUGGAAACUUUUGUUCUGCUACACAAAACCCGUCAAACUUUAGCACCAAUGAGACUUUAAGCCAAACCCCAAAAGAACAAGUGACAGCGAGCUUAGCGCUGCCAAGAUCACUGCCGACAACCGGACACCACUCAAACCAGAUGGAACAAAAGGAUCUGGCCGGCUUUCCUGUCAGCUACCGGGUCAGGAGCUUCCAGCUCAGGAAACAAAAGUCUUCCCAGCUGGAGAAGACGGAAACUGUCCAAGCUCAAGAGGUAUCACAAUCGCAGGAUCAAGACCCAGAUAUAAACCUAGUGGCCAAGCAGAAAUCAAAGGUGCCAGUAAAGUUUGAGGAGCGGCUCCCUGUGCCAGCUGACAGUGUGGCGGUGCGCUGCGGCGAAGUAAAGGUCACCAUCGAGGUCAAGCAGAACUUCCUAGGAAACGGUCAGUUGAUCCGUCCAAGUGAUCUGACCUUAGGAGGCUGCGCCGCGGUAAACGCCGAGGAGCUCAUCCUGCAGUUUCAAACAGAGCUGGAGGGCUGCGGCAGCACAGUGACGAUGACCGAAGAAACCCUCAUCUACACAUUUACUCUGAUGUACUCGCCGACACCAAUUAGCAGCACCUUCAUUAUAAAGAGCAACCCCGCUGAGGUGGUAAUUCAGUGCCACUACAGAAGGAGGCAUUAUGUAAACAGCAACGCCGUGAGGCCUACCUGGAAGCCGUUGGCCUCCAGCAUGCGAGCAGAACAGCAGCUGCACUUCUCCCUGCAUCUCAUGACAGAGGACUGGCAGUCGCAGAGGCCUUCCAGUGUUUAUUUCCUGAAUGACGUGAUGCACAUCGAGGCGGCGGUCCACCGGGGUAACCACAUUCCUCUGAGGGUCUACGUGGACAGCUGCGUGGCCACUGUGAGCCCAGAUCCACACUCUCAACCAAGCUACAGCUUCAUUAGCAACCACGGGUGUUUAACCGAUGCUAAGCUGACGGGAGCCAAGUCUUACUUCAUGCAGAGGAGCCAGGAGGAUAAACUUCAUUUCCAGCUGAAGGCCUUCAGGUUCCACCGAGAUGACAGGAAUUCACUCUACAUCACAUGUCACCUGAAAGCAGCACCAGUCUCUGCUCCUGUCGACUGGCAGCACAAAGCCUGCUCAUUCCUGACCGAAGCUAAGAGAUGGGUGGCAUCAGGUGGAGACAAUAAGGUGUGUAGCUGCUGUGAGACCAGCUGCGGCGAGCAGAGAUGGAAAAGAAGCCUCGCGGCAAAUGAUGCUCUGCGAUGGGAGGGGACGGCUGCUCUGGGCCCCAUCCUGCUGGAGGAGAACGUUCCGGAAGAGGAGUUGACUGAGCUGUUUGAGCUUCCUCCAGAGCCAGUUUCUCUGCUACAGACACAAGAUGUGACUCAAGCUGCCUUGUUUUCAUCAGUAGCCCUGCUGUGUGGAGUGUCUGCAGUGCUGGCUGUGGUGUUAGUUUUCACGGGCGCUGUGAUUUGCAGCAGACUUCGCAAGCCCGUCGGGUACUCUGUUUGCACCUGAUUUAAGAAAAUAAAGCAUUUCUACCCAU
Messenger RNA from Archocentrus centrarchus (flier cichlid), 1617 nucleotides. RefSeq names its product zona pellucida sperm-binding protein 3-like. Gene Ontology annotation, molecular function: acrosin binding. Gene Ontology annotation, cellular component: extracellular matrix. Bases 42 to 1589 code for a protein of 515 amino acids. The record is from RefSeq and is a predicted model, not a curated record. The transcript has 11 exons. Gene Ontology annotation, biological process: egg coat formation; positive regulation of acrosome reaction; binding of sperm to zona pellucida. NCBI's taxonomy places the organism in Eukaryota, Metazoa, Chordata, Actinopteri, Cichliformes, Cichlidae.